Messenger RNA from Linum tenue, 371 nucleotides. Lineage: Eukaryota; Viridiplantae; Streptophyta; Magnoliopsida; Malpighiales; Linaceae. The record is from the annotation of a GenBank genome assembly.
UUCUUCUCUUGUUCUUCAUUUUUUUCUCCAACAAUCGAUGAAGAAAUUGCAGCAUCCCACUUCAAAUUCGGUGACGCUCCAAAUCCUUCUACUCUCAAGCUGCUCCUUCCUUCUGUUUUUUUCUUUUCUCGGCCUCAAAAUCGAUGAUGCUCCAUAUUGUCAAAGAGGGGACAGAUCUAGUCACGAGUUUUAUCAUGGUGGUAGUGGGUGGUAAUCGACACCAGUUUCGAGAAAGAAGAGUUAGAAGACAAUGAAGGUAGAGAAGAAAGUGAAGAAAGUCGUAAUUGUAUAUAUAUAUUGAGAUUACCACACUAUACCAUAUGGUAAUGUGUCCAUACCAUAUGGUAAUGUGUCCAUAUCAUAUGGUAAUG